Molecule: messenger RNA, 3632 nt
Organism: Fopius arisanus
Lineage: Eukaryota; Metazoa; Arthropoda; Insecta; Hymenoptera; Braconidae
Product: ATP-dependent RNA helicase l(1)G0007
Exons: 2
Coding region: 199-3573 (1124 amino acids)
Biological process (GO): mRNA splicing, via spliceosome
Cellular component (GO): spliceosomal complex; intracellular anatomical structure
Molecular function (GO): ATP binding; RNA binding; 3'-5' RNA helicase activity
Source: RefSeq, a predicted model, not a curated record
CUUUCCCUGCAAACGUAAACAAUCGAAAACAGCAGAACGAAGAAACAUCGACACUUGCUCAACGGACAACUUUAUUUCCUUCCAAUUCCAAGAGGACCUCCAGAAAAAUCUCCGCAGGAUCCGAUGCAGUGACACUAUAAUCCAGUGAGUAAAAAAUUCGAUUUGAUUCCACAAAUAUCAUCAUAAAGAUCAUCGAGGAUGACAGACCCCUCGGACCUGUACCGCCUGGAGGGAAGUGACGGUUCUCAACGUGGAGGUCUGAUCCUCCAGAAGAAGCCGUCAGACCAUACCUUCAAGAAGCCCUUACCCUCGGUUUUCGGUCUCGACAAACUGGCUGAGAAAAAGCGCCGAGAGAGUUCUCAGGAGCCAUCGACAUCCUCUAAGAUUCGUCCAAGGGCAUACCGUCACCCCACGGAUGAGACGCCGACGCACACCGGAGGGGUGAACAGAAGAGCCCAACGUCGCCUGGAGGACAGACUGCGACAUCAACGCCUGGACGCCCAAGAGCGACGUCGCCGUGAUAAGAGCAGAAGAUCAGAUAGAUCGGAUAGAUCAGAUAGAUCAGAAAGAUCAGAUAGAUCAGAUAGAUCGGAUAGAUCAGAUCGUCCGAGAUUUAAGGACGAGCCGAGGACGCCCCAAUUCCGCAUGAGAGAUCCCACGUCGAAGAGCAAUUGGGACGACGACGACGACGAAGAACCCCGGAAAUCCAGCUGGGACCAUCCGACUCCGAAGAUCUACCAGAAGGACCACAGGGAUUCCAUCAGGAGUGAAUUCACUCCCUCCUACAAGUACAACCCCUGGCAGAGGGACAGAAAGGCCUCGGGGGCGACUCCCCAGGUGGACGGAGAGGACAAAGAGAUGUGGGAAGAGGAGCAGCAGAGACUUGACAGGGAAUGGUACGGGCUCGAUGAUGGAGAGGGUCAUCACUUCAAUGUCUCCGAGGAAUAUACCCAGAAAAAGGAGCAGGAGCUCGAGGCGAAGAGGCAGAAACGAGUGUCGGCGCAGCAAAGGCAGAUCAAUAAGGAUAAUGAACUCUGGGAGAGGAACAGAAUGUUGACAUCUGGAGUUGUCAGCUCACUCGAUCAUGACAAUGAUCCUGAUGACGAGGGUGAGGCGAGGGUUCAUCUCCUUGUUCACAAUGUUGUUCCACCCUUUUUGGAUGGCAGAAUUGUUUUUACCAAGCAGCCAGAACCUGUUGUUCCUGUGAGGGAUCCAACAUCGGACAUGGCUCUAGUCGCCAGGAAGGGAUCUGCCCUGGUGAGAGCUUACAGAGAGCAGAAGGAGAGGAAGAGGGCGCAGAAAAAGCACUGGGACUUGUCUGGUACUCACAUGGGAAAUAUAAUGGGAGUGAAAGACAAGAGGAAAGAGGACAAGGAGAUGCCUGGUGAAGAGGCUGAUUUCAAGGCUGGACAGAAAUAUGCCAGACACAUUGAAGGGAAUGAGAACUCUGAGGACAGGCAUAGGCAGAUUCUCAUGCAGAGGAGGAGUCUUCCAGUUUUUGCUGUCAGGCAGGAGCUCAUGACGAUAAUCAGGGAGAAUUCUGUUGUUGUUAUUGUAGGGGAGACUGGAAGUGGAAAGACAACGCAGUUGACACAGUAUCUCCAUGAGGAUGGUUACAGCAGGAAUGGAAUGGUUGGAUGUACACAGCCUCGCAGAGUUGCAGCUGUGUCGGUGGCUAAAAGAGUAUCCGAUGAAAUGGCAUCUGCCCUCGGGGAUAAAGUCGGUUAUGCCAUUCGUUUUGAGGACUGCACCUCCAAGGAAACCGUCAUCAAGUACAUGACUGAUGGAAUUCUCCUGAGGGAGAGCCUCAGGGAGGGCGACCUCGACAGAUACAGCGUAAUAAUAAUGGACGAGGCCCACGAGAGAUCUCUUUCGACAGACGUUUUAUUCGGGUUGCUCCGGGAAGUUGUGGCUCGUCGUCAUGAUCUCAAGCUCAUUGUCACAUCAGCCACGAUGGACUCGAGUAAAUUCAGUGCCUUCUUCGGGAAUGCUGCAACAUUUCAGAUACCAGGGCGAACAUUCCCUGUAGACACGAUUCACGCGAAAAAUCCUGUGGAGGAUUACGUGGACGCUGCAAUCAAACAAGUGCUGCAGAUUCACUUGCAGCCAAAGUCCGGGGAUAUCCUGGUGUUUAUGCCGGGUCAGGAGGACAUCGAGGUGACAUGUGAGGCACUUAAAGAGAGAUUAGGGGAGAUCGAUUCAGCCCCUGAGUUACUCAUUCUCCCCAUAUAUUCUCAAUUGCCCUCUGAUCUCCAGGCGAAGAUCUUCCAGAAGUCAGAGGGGGGACUGAGAAAGUGUGUUGUCGCUACCAAUAUCGCUGAGACCUCUCUGACCGUCGAUGGAAUCGUCUUCGUCGUCGAUUCUGGUUACUGCAAGCUCAAGGUGUACAAUCCGAGAAUAGGAAUGGAUGCAUUGCAGGUGUACCCAGUUUCUCGUGCAAACGCAGAUCAGAGGAGUGGAAGAGCUGGUAGAACAGGUCCUGGUGUGUGUUACAGGCUGUACACUAGAAGACAAUACCUGGACGAAUUGCUCCUGACAGGAGUACCCGAGAUUCAACGUACAAAUCUGGCAAAUACAGUUCUCCUCCUGAAAUCGCUGGGUGUCCAGGACCUACUGGCGUUCCACUUUAUGGAUCCUCCACCUCAGGACAACAUCCUGAACUCGCUGUACCAGCUGUGGAUCUUGGGAGCUCUGGACAACACAGGACGCCUGACACCCCUGGGCAGACAGAUGGCAGAAUUUCCCCUCGAUCCACCCCAGUGUCAGAUGCUGAUUGUGGCAUCCCAGUUGGGAUGCACCUCUGAAAUCCUCAUAAUAGUCUCAAUGCUCUCUGUUCCCUCGAUAUUCUACAGGCCAAAGGGCAGAGAGGAGGACUCAGACUCAGCCAGGGAAAAAUUUCAAGUACCAGAGUCCGAUCACCUGACCUUCCUCCACGUCUACCAGCAGUGGAAGAUCAAUGGCUACUCGAGUUCCUGGUGCAAUGAUCACUUCAUUCAUGCCAAGGCUAUGAGAAAAGUCAGGGAGGUCAGGCAACAGCUGGAAGAGAUACUGAAGCAGCAGAAACUCGAGUUGACGAGUUGUGGAAAUGACUGGGAUGUUGUCAGGAAGUGCAUAUGCUCUGCCUAUUUCCAUCAGGCUGCCAGGCUCAAGGGCAUUGGUGAAUAUGUCAAUUGCAGAACUGGAAUGCCUUGCUAUCUUCAUCCAACGUCUGCUUUAUUUGGUAUGGGAUUCACACCGGAUUAUGUCGUUUAUCAUGAGCUUGUUAUGACUGCCAAGGAGUACAUGCAGUGUGUCACUGCUGUUGAUGGACACUGGCUCGCCGAGUUGGGGCCAAUGUUCUUCAGUGUCAAGGAGACUGGCAGUGGACAAGCCAAGAGGAGACAGGCUGUUCAGCAUCUGCAGGAGAUGGAGGGGCAGAUGAAGGCUGCUGAGGAGGAGAUGAAGGCCAGGGCUAAGGAACAGCUGGAGAAGGAGCAGGCAUCUGUCAGGAAAAAGGAAAUAUUGACACCUGGAAUCAGGGAGCCAGGGACUCCAGCUCCUUACAGAAAAACUCCAGCUCGAUUAGGACUGUAGAUAGAUAAUUUGUUAAAGUUGUGGAUAUUUUCGUAAUAAAACACACGUCUCAUAUUUUA